AUGGCUGCUAGCAAGAAGAAUUUCUAUUUUCUUUCGUGGAAUUUAAUUUCUUCCAUUAACAAUCCGUUGGAUCUCACGCAAGGAAAUGAAGUCAUCGAAAUCACUAUUCGAGAUAUCGAUAGUUGUCGACGGUUAGGUCAUUAUACAAUUCCAGUCGUUCAGUCAGGACAACCAUUUACAUCGCUGAAAAUCAAUUUAUUAUAUCAAAAAGAUUUGGUUGUAGAAACAUUCAAAAACAUUUGUGCCACGAUUGAAAUCUAUCGUGGAAUUGAACGUCGACUUAUUUUUACAAAUUGUCUCAUACUGCCCGGACCUUGUUUCAUGGAUCGCACCGUUGUUCCAGUACCGAUCUAUCGCAUAUGGCAUAUAGACGAUUACAUCCGCAUGAUCCUUGGAAAUGUGCUUUUCUAA
Adineta ricciae is the source of this 411-nucleotide messenger RNA. The record is from the annotation of a GenBank genome assembly. Lineage: Eukaryota; Metazoa; Rotifera; Eurotatoria; Adinetida; Adinetidae.